AUGACGGAGGAGACGAGGUCGUUGGCGCAGACGAAUUUUGAUCAGGUGAAGUUUAAUUUGGAUUGGAAUAGUCUCACUGCACUAAGUGGAUUGGAAGGAGGGCUUGUUGAUGGAGAUGAGGUAUAUCAUCUUGGGCGACUGGUGAAUGAUGAAAUUCAGACGGACUUCUUGAGAGAAGGUCUCGAGACGUGUAAGGAUCACCACGGCGAGGCUUGUGAGAGACCGAAAAAUGUGCUUAAAACAAGCCUUACGGCUGAAGAACCGCCUGAUCUCAGGUUUCUGAGGGUGAUCGACGUGGAACAGAAGUGCCUGGUACCAUUGCCAGCAGGAGGAACUUACGUUGCUGUUUCGUACACCUGGUCGCCAGAACCGUACACAUCUCUGCUCAAAGAGAACAUCCGAGACCUGGAAGAUGUCAGUGGAAUUGAAAUCGACAGACUACCACCAACAAUCUCUGAUGCCAUGGAGGUCGUUGCUAUGCUCGGAGAGCGAUACCUAUGGGCCGACAGACUCUGCAUCAUCCAAGACGACCCACGAGACAAGAGGAUCCAGAUCAACCGGAUGGACAUCGUCUAUCGAUACGCAGCUCUAACGAUCGUAGCAGCCGGCUCCUCUUCAGAAGGCACCUCCGAUCCAGGACUCCAAGGACUCCGUCCCGGAACACGCAAAAUCUCACAGGCAACCGCCACGAUCAGAGGUCUCCAAUUCGUCGAAACCCAGAGCUAUCUCGACGAAACCAUUUCCAGAUCUCGCUGGUAUUCACGCGCCUGGACUUUCCAAGAACACCUUCUUUCCAAACGUCACCUCGUCUUCACGCGCACUCGAGUGGUCUUCUUCUGCGCCAAAGAU
Molecule: messenger RNA, 849 nt
Organism: Zasmidium cellare ATCC 36951
Lineage: Eukaryota; Fungi; Ascomycota; Dothideomycetes; Mycosphaerellales; Mycosphaerellaceae
Exons: 1
Source: RefSeq, a predicted model, not a curated record